Molecule: messenger RNA, 5123 nt
Organism: Centrocercus urophasianus (Greater sage-grouse)
Lineage: Eukaryota; Metazoa; Chordata; Aves; Galliformes; Phasianidae
Gene: OSBPL2
Product: oxysterol binding protein like 2
Exons: 15
Coding region: 303-1748 (481 amino acids)
Cellular component (GO): membrane; intracellular membrane-bounded organelle; cytosol
Molecular function (GO): cholesterol binding
Source: RefSeq, a predicted model, not a curated record
CACUUCCGCCUGGUUGUCAGCGGUACGAAGCGGGGGGUGCUGCGCCGGGGCCGUCGCGGGAGCGCGGUGCCAGAGCUCCUGAGAGGGAGACGAGAGAGCAAGAUGAGCAAAACAGACGGAGAAAAGACCUCCCUUUAAAUAACAUGCCACCAGAACUUCUGCAUGGUGACAGAGAUCAUCUAAAGCGGCUGGGAACUUGCAAAAGAAGACUUCAAAAGCGUACAGACACUUAAGCUCUCAAUCAAGUUGAAUGAUGCAUUAGAGGAAGCUGAGCUGGCUGUACGGAGAUUUCACGCUGAAGGAUGAACAGUGAAGAAGAGUUCUAUGAUGCCGUUACGGGCUUUGAUUCUGACAAUUCUUCAGGAGAGUUUUCAGAAGCAAAUCAUAAAGUUGCAGAAAUGCUUGAUCUAGAUCCACACCAAAGCAAUAGGACUGGAAAGCAUAACGGAGAGACGGAGAUUCAGGAAAAUGGAAUUAAGAGGCACAGGACAUCAUUGCCUGCCCCAAUGUUUUCUAGAAGUGAUUUUAGUGUGUGGAGCAUAUUAAAAAAGUGCAUUGGACUGGAGUUGUCUAAGAUUACGAUGCCCAUUGUCUUCAAUGAGCCAUUGAGUUUCCUUCAGCGGAUAACUGAAUAUAUGGAACACAUAUACCUCAUUAAUAAGGCUUGUAGUCAUGCAGAUCCCUUGGAAAGAAUGCAGGCUGUAGCUGCUUUUGCAGUUUCUGCUGUAGCUUCUCAGUGGGAGAGAACUGGCAAACCAUUUAACCCCCUGUUAGGAGAAACCUAUGAAUUAACAAGGGAGGAUUUAGGAUUUAGGUUUAUAUCUGAGCAAGUCAGCCACCACCCACCUAUUAGUGCAUUUUAUUCUGAAGGCCUCAAUAAGGACUUUAUUUUUCACGGCUCAAUCUACCCCAAAUUGAAAUUCUGGGGAAAGAGCAUAGAAGCGGAGCCACGGGGGACGAUUACUUUGGAGCUUCUAAAACAUAGUGAAGCUUACACAUGGACAAAUCCAACCUGUUGUGUACAUAAUGUAAUUAUUGGUAAACUGUGGCUAGAACAAUAUGGAACGGUAGAAAUCGUGAAUCACAGUACUGGAGAUAAAUGUGUCCUUAAUUUUAAACCGUGUGGGCUGUUUGGAAAAGAGCUUCACAGAGUAGAGGGAUACAUCCAGGACAAAAACAGAAAGAAGCUGUGCAUCAUCUAUGGCAAGUGGACAGAAUGCUUGUGGUGCACUGAUCCCACCACGUAUGAGACUUACAAAAAGAAUGAGAAGAGAGGUGGUGAGCAAAAGAAAUUGAAGCCGAGUGAGGAUGUUAUAAAAUCGGAAAAUGAUGAGGCUGACGAUAUGCCAGAAGUUCAAGACACCGUGCAGUUUAUACCAGGCAGUAAAUUGCUUUGGAGAAUAAAUUGUAGGCCACCCAACUCAUCACAGAUGUACAAUUUCACCAGUUUUGCUGUGAGUCUCAAUGAGCUGGAGAAGGGCAUGGAAGCAAUAUUAGCUCCCACUGACUGUCGGCUACGGCCAGAUAUCAGAAACAUGGAAAAUGGAAACAUGGAUGUGGCUAGUAAAGAAAAAGAGAGACUAGAGGAGAAACAAAGAGCUGCUCGCAAGGAGCGUGCGAGAGAGGAAGUGGAGUGGCGGACACGGUGGUUUCAUCAAGGCACCAACCCACACACCGGGACUUCAGACUGGCUGUACUCAGGUGGCUAUUUUGAUAGAAAUUUCUCAGACUGUCCGGACAUAUAUUGAAAUAAUGGAACCAAUAGCUCAUCUCAUCUGGACAUCUAGUUACUAGAUUUCAUUGUAAGCCAGUUAGCCUGGUUUUGUGAAUAACAAAAUUCAGCUUUUCUAAGUAAAUCCUAACAAAACAUCUGUCAGUCAGCAGUCAAGGAUUUAAUGGUCACUAAUGUUGGAUUGCCAAAUAUUUAAACACUGUUGCAUUCUUUUCAUAAGGCUACACCUGAAAUCAUCAUAUUUUCACUAAUUUUUAAAGGGACCUUUGGUUCUCCAUUUUUUCCCUAGUUUUUUGUCAGGAAGGUAUGCUGUAUCUGGUAGAGCUCAUAACAUCCUUGAAAACUAUGUAACUUUAAGAAAAUAGAGAUAAUACCAUCUUGACUUAGAGUAGUGAGGAAUCUAAGUUUUCAGAACUUGGAGCAGGGAUGAAAAGUUCACAAGGUACGAACAUGAUCAAAUCCAGUACUGUGGCUAUUUCCCAUGAAGAGAUGCAUGUGAAACUUUCAUACAGUAUGUAGCACUAUGUGGGGACUGGAGCUGCUGGCCCCCCUCUCUCAAUAUGAUUCAGUAAUUCAAAGACAUUGAGAAACAAAAAAACAACUUUAGCUUCUCAAACUGUAGUCAUCUGUUACAAAGUCUUCACAAUUUCUGGUCACUGUGAGCAUUAAACUAUAUACCUGUGAUAAAACUACAUAAAACACGUGUUAAGAGCAAGGUGCAUUAAAUGAUGCCUGCUUUUUCUGAAGUCAGAUGCUGCUCUUAAAGUGUGAGGAACUUCAGGAGCAAUUGCAGGAAUGCAGAGGUGGUUACAAUGUAAAAUAUAUUGCUUGCUACCACUUGGAGGCUUAGAUCUUCUGCACUACUUUUGGCAGCUUUGGCACUAAAUAUGCUUCUAGACUAAAGUUUUAUUUGGAAGCACUUGGUAUGUAUAUCCACACAGAUCUCAUAUUUCUGGGAUGUUUUUGUUUGCAUGUUUUUCAUUAUUAGGUCACGUCUGUUUUGUAUGUUGUAAAAGAGCAGAAUCAAUUUCAAGCUGUGGCAUAGUUACCUAUUACAUGUUUUCUGUGAGCAUGUGAUGUCAUAAAAGUGGAAUUUUUUCGUUCCAUAUUGAAACGUCAAAGCCAUAUAAUGGAAAUAAUUGAACUACAGAUCAAUUACUGGACUGAUCCAUUAAUUUUCUUUCCAAGUGAUACACUUCUGGUGAGGAGAGAGGAAAGGAGUCUGGAAAAAUUAGGCCUAAUAAGUAAAACUAAUCCUGAGGUUGCUUGGGUUUUUUUUUGUUUGUUUGUUUUUUAAUGAAAACUUUUGAGGAACUGGGCAAAAAAGGAAAGUGGCUGCAUUGCAUUUAGGCUUACAGUGGUUCAGAGAUCACUGGUGCAAACAGCAGCACCUUGAGGAAUUUGUGGAAGAAUUGAUCCAGCUGAUGCCGAUACACAUUCAUGGUUUCAUCUGAAGAGCAGGUUGUGCUUCUAUCCCAGUGAUAGGAUUAGAAAGCAAAAGGUAACAUAAUCAUGGAGAAACAUUUUUGUAUCAAAUUAUGCACCACAUGAUUGGACUAACUUUAAUUUGGGGGAUUUAGUUGUCUUCUUCGUUGGAAAACUGAGACAAAUGGUAAAAAUUCAAGGCAAUAAAAAGGCCUAACCUGAAAUGUGCUCAUGGCAACGUUGUUCUGUUGCCAGAAAUCACACUUUCUGAUUUUCUUUACACACAAACUAAAUGUGGUAAUGUGGCUCAGAGAACAAAUUUAUAUUUUGUUUCUAAUAAACGCUCAGAUGCUGGACUUUUAAAAAGACCCUGCUGGUCAGUAUGGGAUAGCAUAGAAAUACUUCUGAGUCUUUGUGUAAAAAUCAACUUGAAUUGCUGUUCCAGGCAUUGGAAUGUUCCUUGCAGAUUUUCUGCCUGCUGUGGAACCAUUCUUACUGGAUGAGGAUUGGAAAGAUUCACAGGCUAAGCCAGUUUAACAUCUCACAGGAGACUGAAACUUGCUUAGGCUAAAUUAUAAUUAAGGUUGGAGUCAGUGCUCUUUAAAAGCAUGUGAAUAGAAUGGAAAAAAUGCAGAGUAAUUGGUAAAUACUAUGUUUUUAACAAGGAAUGGACAGGUUAGCAUCUCUCUUCUCUUGGAUUAGAAUUUUAAUUUAAACACCGUUUUCAUUAUGCAAACACAGAAUUAUACCAUGUUUCUUUGAAACUUCAGUUGAGGAAUUUCAUGUAAUUUAAAAAUAAAUUGGCAAGUUUCCUAAAGUCAGAGUUAGCUCCUCUCUUUAGUGUAAUGGUUUUUAGGGAAAUCUCGAAUGGGUUCCAACUCUGUUCUUUUAAUUUAUUGUUCUUCACUGAAAACAUUUACAAAAUAUUUUCUCAUUGCUGCUGAAAAGUCUCUGCCUGGCGAGCCACGGGGUGCCCGAUGGGACAUGGCGAUCGCUCUGGAAGUGGAAAAAAAUGUAUUUUAAAUGCAGAUCUCGCCUCAGUAGUUUACAUGUCAGAACAUAACUUUGCACCUUUUAAAAGAAUGUCACUUUUAUAACUUGAUUAAGCACUGUAUAUAAGAUAACUGUGUUAGUAUAUGUUAAUACUGUAGAGAAACCAUCUAGAAAGAAAGUUAUAAUAAAUGCUUAAUUCCCUUCGGGCCUCUAGGUGGUGAGAGAGGUUUGUGUACAGGGAGGCAGGGGCAGCUGUGUGAGGACACGGCUGGAGGUGGCCGGGUCGCUUAUGGUCACCACGAUGUUUGUUGUGCAAAAAGUGAUUUAAAUCCGAGCUCUGAGUGCCGGGGGGAAGGGGGGGCCGUGAGGUGAAAAUGAUGCCUUGGUGGAGGGAUGGAGUGGCUGCUGAGAGCUCUGUGGGAGGGCGCUGUGUGGGCACUGGGCACUUUGUGCCUGAGGGCUGGGGGCAGCUGCCUCAGUGGUGCUUGUGGGAUGGCUGAUGACAAGGACAGGAGUGUGCCCUGAAUUGGUCAGAUUAAAAAACAACAACAACAAAACAGAACCAAACGGCUGCAUUUGCAGCUGUGUAAUGACUGAAAAUUGUUUCUCAGUGAAUUGAGACCAAGCAGUGGAAAUUCUUUGGCUGAAGCGCUCCCAGAAUCUCCACAGCUUUCCCCCAAAAUGGUCACAAAGGGUUCAGCGUGGCUCUGCCCUGCGGCACCGCUGCUCGUGUGCUCCUGAGCGGGGUCGGAGGGAGGGAGGGGAAGGGGCGGCGAGGCCCGGCCCUGCGAUGAGGCCCGGCCCUGCCGAACCGCUGAGUGAAAUGCAUUUAUUUUUGUAAUAUUUAAUAACUGUCGAUGCCCGUCUCUAUUAACAACCGUCUUUGGCUUUUUAGAGAAGUCUGUACAGGUCUGCGGACGUCAAUGUUACACUGUAAAGCUGUAAAUCCGAAUAAAGCUCAUUUUGAAGAAGA